Messenger RNA from Naegleria gruberi, 831 nucleotides. RefSeq lists its product as uncharacterized. The record is from RefSeq and is a predicted model, not a curated record. Bases 1 to 831 code for a protein of 276 amino acids. The transcript has a single exon. NCBI's taxonomy places the organism in Eukaryota, Heterolobosea, Eutetramitea, Acrasida, Naegleriidae.
AUGACAAAUAAUACAACAACAGCAACAAAUAAUAGUAAUAAUAAUGGAGCACCAAUUAAUUCGAGUCAACCACCACCAACAAAUGGAAAUUCCAUUAUUGUAAAUUCAAUAAUAUUAUCGGAAAGGAAAAAUCCUCCAAUAAUAACAGCAACAAUAGGUGCAACAGGAAGUAGUGGAAAUAUUGUAAAUAAUAGUAGUACUAAAAUUGUAGAAUUGGGAGUGGAAGAAUCGAGUCCAUCCAUGAGUAAUCCAUCAAUUCCACAACAAGUUGCUCAUGCAGUUGUAAAUUCAAUAGUUAAUUCGAAUACAGUAACAUCAAAUAGAAGAAUUCAUUCAUUUAAAAACACAACUAUUCAGAGAAUUAUUGAUUUGGAAUCGAAUUUAAUUGCACUCAGUGAUAGAACUAUUUUUGGUAAUAGAAGUGAUAUCAUAUUGGAAGAGGAAAUUACAUACAAUUAUUUGAAAGAUUAUUAUUACAAUAAUGAUCAACCAAUUUCAAUAGAUGGACAAGAUGAAUUGCCAAUUAAUAAGAAAAUUGAACCCUACUCACCAUCCUUCUCCUAUUCAUUUAAGGAAGAUCAGAGAGCUAGAAUGUUAUUCUUUUUUUCAUUGUUAAUUAGUUGUUGUCUAUGUUUAAUACCACCUUUCAUGAUGUUUUCAUCGGUGCCAUGUUGUGUCAUGUAUUGGUGCACAGAUUUGGUGAAAUUCAAAUCGAGGAGAGCAAAAAUCUAUGCCACCUUGUUAUAUUACUUGUCAGUUACAUUUUCACUAGUUUGUUUUAUUAUAUUUAUCAUAAUUAUUCCAUUAUCUUUGGUUUCUGCUUUGAAAUAA